AUGGAUCAUGAACAAGGAGUUGUAUUGCUACUGCUGCUACAACUUCUGUGGCUGCUGCCCCACUCCUGGGCCACCCAUGAAGAUCCUACUCCAGUGUGGCGGGAUGGCCUACAAAACCACACGUUCCUGCACUCAGUAUACUGCCAGAAUGGGAAUCCAAACAUGGGACUCUCUGAGGCCUACGAUGAGGACCAGCUUUUCUCCUAUGACUUUAACCAGAGCAUCCGCGUGCCUCGUCUGCCUGAAUUUGCUGAAUGGGCUAAGGAUCAAGGAGAUGCAACCACCAUUUCUUUUGACAGCUGGUUAUGCAAUUUCUUAACACAGCGAUUAGGCCCAGAACUUGAGGGAAAAAUCCCAGUGUCCAGAGGGUUUCCUGUCGCUGAGAUAUUCACGCUGAAGCCCCUGGAGUUUGGCAAGCCCAACACGCUGGUCUGUUUUGUCAGUAAUCUCUUCCCGCCCAAAUUGACAGUGAGCUGGCAGCACCAAUCUGUCUCUGUGGAAGGAGCCGGGCCCACUUUUGUCUCAGCCAAUGAUGGACUCACUUUCCAGGCCUUUUCGUAUUUAAACUUCACACCUGAAUCCUCUGACCUUUACUCCUGCAUUGUGACUCAUGAGAUUGACGGUUAUACUGCAAUUGCCUUUUGGGUGCCCCAUAAUGCUCUUCCCUCAGAUCUUCUGGAGAAUAUAUUGUGUGGUGUGGCCUUUGGCCUGGGUGUGCUGGGCAUCAUUGUGGGCACCGUCUUCAUCAUCUACUCCCAAAAGUCUUGUUCAGGUGACUGA
Chrysochloris asiatica (Cape golden mole) is the source of this 780-nucleotide messenger RNA. RefSeq names its product HLA class II histocompatibility antigen, DM alpha chain-like. Gene Ontology annotation, biological process: immune response; antigen processing and presentation of exogenous peptide antigen via MHC class II; peptide antigen assembly with MHC class II protein complex. Bases 1 to 780 code for a protein of 259 amino acids. Gene Ontology annotation, cellular component: MHC class II protein complex; membrane. Lineage: Eukaryota; Metazoa; Chordata; Mammalia; Afrosoricida; Chrysochloridae. The record is from RefSeq and is a predicted model, not a curated record. Gene Ontology annotation, molecular function: MHC class II protein complex binding. The transcript has 5 exons.